UGUCUUUACACAGAGGGUGGUAUGUGUGUGGAAUGGACUUCUUGAGGAAGUGGUGGAUGUGGAUACAGUUACAAUAUUUAAGAGAUAUUUGGAUAAGUACAUGCAUUGGAAAGGUUUGGAGGGAUACAGGCCAGGGACAGGCAGGUGGGUCUAGUUUAGUUUGGGAUGAUGGUCAGCGCAGACUGGUUGGGCCGAAGGGUCUGUUUCCAUGCUGUAUGACUGUGUGGCUGAGGAAUGACAGGACAAUGGGUGGAUAGACAUGCCAAUAUUUGUGAUAUCCUGGGAUUCGGGAGGAACGGGGUGCUUCAGGGUCACCUCCAGGGGUGAGCGCUAACACACGGCCCAGAUCACUGGGGCCUGGCACAAUUGCAAAAGCAAAUUGAUUUUAUUUCUGCCUUUGUAAACAAAAGGGGGAGAAUGAAUCGUCUCCUAAUUUUAAUCAGCAUGUGAGGGACCACGCCCGAAACAGUGACCAGCUGAGCCGACGUCAUAUCCGUGUCUACCAGCUGUACAGCCGAACCAGUGGGAAGCACGUCCAGAUCCUCGGCAAGAGAAUCAAUGCGACAGCAGAAGACGGGAGUAAGUACGCGAAAUUGCUGGUGGAGACGGACACAUUCGACAGUCGAGUGAGGAUCCGGGGAGCAGAGACCGGGCACUACAUUUGCAUGAAUCGAAGGGGAAAACUUGUUGGGAAACUGGUUGGAAAGGGGAAGGACUGCAUUUUCACAGAAAUACUACUGGAGAAUAACUACACAGCACUGAGGAACACCAAAUACAAUGGGUGGUACAUGGCCUUCACCAGGAAAGGGCAGCCCAGGAAAGCCACAAAGACCAGGCAGAAUCAGAGAGAAGUCCACUUCAUGAAAAGACUCUUCAAAGGGGAACCACUCUUUCCAAACUGGGACAGGCAAAGGCACUUUGAGUUCCUCAAUUACCCCAACACCAAACGGACCCAGAGAACCCGCUUGCCCAGAAGGCACCGGACCUAGGCCAGGAGUGACUGUCAAUAUUUUUUAAAUGAGAUGUUUUAUUUUUUUACACUUGGUUUUUCAUGGGUAGAUGGUGCUACGCACGUAGGUUUUUCAAGAUAAAGAAAAAAAGUGACAAAAAAAUGAUUAAUAAAAUGAAAGAGACGAACU
Molecule: messenger RNA, 1139 nt
Organism: Stegostoma tigrinum
Lineage: Eukaryota; Metazoa; Chordata; Chondrichthyes; Orectolobiformes; Stegostomatidae
Product: fibroblast growth factor 17-like
Exons: 3
Coding region: 666-989 (107 amino acids)
Biological process (GO): embryonic heart tube development; neuron differentiation; positive regulation of gene expression
Cellular component (GO): cytoplasm
Molecular function (GO): growth factor activity; type 1 fibroblast growth factor receptor binding; type 2 fibroblast growth factor receptor binding
Source: RefSeq, a predicted model, not a curated record